GCACAGUGCUACGUCAACAAAACAAAAUGGCUGCGCCCAUAUAAGUUUGUAAACAUUUCAAUGAAGUUUCCGAUCCUAACGGUUUAUUCGAGUAAAAAAGUCAAUAGGUACAGGCGAAAGUUAUCUUUAGAAUAAUUUUUUUGAUAUGAAUAAGUUUUCUUUAUGCUAAGGAUAUAAGUUUCACCAAAUAAACCAUGGGACUUGACUCGUAGUCAUAAUAUCAUGGUCUCUCGUAAACAUGAAACGAAUUUAGCCAAACCUAAAAGCCUAGUUCAACGGAAAUGUUUGUUUCAUUCUGCAGAAUUUCAAGGAAAUUAUAGCAAAUUUGAGUCUUGUUGGAUAUAAGGCGAGAAGUGAUUGUUAUGUUUUCGCUAACACCCGAACACAACUUCACAAGAUUAAGUAAUUGCUGAAUUAGGGUAGUUGGUAGGUAGGUAAAAACUGAUUUUUUUUCUCUUUCGGUUUUGUUUGAGUUUACGUUUCAAAGACGGAGAGAAACAAACAAUCUUCACUUACUGUAGGCGACCCAACCCACAGUAGAAAAGGUACAAUUUCAAAAAACCAUGGUGAAAUCCGAAUAGCAGGUGUGCAGAAUGAGUUGGUGGGAUACUUCCGGUAUCUCCAGCUUUGCAACGCAGGCUUUGAAAAAUGCUCAGAAAAAGAUUGACAAAGUCCUUGACAUUAAUGAGGGUGGAGCUGGUGGAGAAACGGCCUCAGGAACAGAGAGCAAAGUUACGAAGACUUCAGAGGAACCUAAACAAGAAGCAGAAACAAGUUCAUCGUGGUCAUCCUGGGGGUCAUUUGUGUUGGACAAGGGAAAGGAUGAGGGGGAGGAGGACACAAGGAGUGCCUGGUCCAUGCCGUGGGGGACGGACACCAGUUUUACCAGACAAACCAAGCCAAACCAGAAAAAGUCUUCACUGAAGGAAUCCGAAUCCGGAGACACAGAGUCAGCAAACAUCAAGCCUGCUGAGCUGCCAUCCAGGAGUAAGAAAGGGGCACUGAAAAUAAAGUCAAGGGUACAAAGUGAUAAAAGUGAAAUUAAAGACACAGAAGAAAAGGUUGAGGAAAAUGUAGAGGCACAAAGCCAGUCAUUGGAGAUCAGGAACCCAGCAGAUGAUGAGAAGGAAAAAUCAAACAUAGGGGCUGACAGUGGGGCAAUAUCAAACACAGAGGAUCACAGUGGGGCGAUAUCAAACACAGAGGAUCACAGUGGGGCGAUAUCAAACACAGAGGAUCACAGUGGGGCGAUAUCAAACUUAGAGGAUCACAGUGGUGAUUUAUCCGAACAGAGCGAGGUGUUUAAGCCAACAUUAGUUGAAGAAGUACAGAAAAAGAAUAAUGUAGAUAAUGAAAAAGUGAUGUUUGAUGAGGUGCAUCAAUCAGCUAGAGAGGAAAUUUCUGACGAUAAAGUAACGGAGGAAUCACAAGGUGACCCUGAUGUAUCUCAAUGUUCUGAAGACAAUAACUACUCCAGUUUUAUAGAGUUAGAAUCAGAAAGCUCAGAUAGGAAACUACCAAACUCCAAUGUGUCUGAAUCAGGUGACAGGUCAGGGGAACCAGGUGACAGGUCAGGGGAACCAGGUGAUAGGUCUGGGGAACCAGGUGACAGGUCAGGGGAACCAGGUGACAGAUCAGGGGAACCAGAUGACAGCUCAGGGGAACCAGGUGACAGGUCUGGGGAACCAGGUGACUGGUCAGGGGAACCAGGUGACAGGUCAUUUGAAUCGACCAUUACUGAGCAAUUAAACAUAGAAGAAAAGAAUCAAGAAAGUCACCCAUCAGAGGUAGCUCAUUCUGAUUCCUCUGAUCAUAAGGACACAACUGAAAACAUACAGGAGGGAGAAAAUGUUAUUGUGAUAGACAAUUCAGUGGAAUGUAUAGAUCAGAACGAGAAAACAUUGGCUGGUAAUAUAAGUGCUGAGAAAAGUAACGAUGUGGUAGAAAUUAUAUGUGAAGAGAAUGAUAUAGAAAUACAAAAUAAACAAGUGGAUGGCAAAGAAGCUGUGGAAAGGCUGGAGGAAGGCUCUACUCAAGACACAGGUGGAAAAUUAGACGAGAAUAUUCCAAUUUCUGUGGAUUCUUUGGGAGUAGAAAGCAAAUCUCAGCCUGUGAACAUUCCGUCUAGUAGUGUAGACAUUGACCAGUACAAACACUCUGAUUUACCGCUGAGUCCAUCAACAGCGAGUUCGCUGGGUGGAACAGACUCAGACACUAACAAGCUGGACAGCAGUUUGGAUACAUACACCUCAGAUGAAACCAUCGUGGAGAAAAGUUCUAAUAAAAUGACAAAAUCCGAUGAAAGCAUUCCAGGGGAUGAUAUUCCAGAAAAUGAUAAGAUCUCAGAAAGCAUGGGAGAAAUCUCUCCCAGUAGUUCAUAUGUUAAAUGCAUGAUUGAGGAUGCAAUGGACGACAGCGCCAAGAUGGAGGACAACGGAAGUGACACGCCCUCAAAGUCCGAAUGCUCUCGCAGCACAGGGGGACACGACUCUGGCGAUGAAUUAUCCACCACCACAUCUUCUGAUAUUGAAAUCAUAUCAACUCCGACAUCCAAUGGCGAUGGGUCUAAAAUUGUGGAUUUGUCUCCCCUUAAGAUUUCCCUGCAAAAGACUCGGAGAGGAAGCAGCCCCACCCAUAGGCGAUCAGACAGUCAGUCUAGCUCCAGUACCCACAGCAGGGAGGGACAGUUUGAACAGCUCAGUCCAGGGAGGGAUUACCUAGAGGACGACGACCAUAAGCAGCUUCAUCACAUGCAGGAAGGAGGGAGGCAUGAUCUGUUUCCAUUAAGUGAACAUUUUGAAAACAAUCAACAAGAGAAACUGAUAAAGUUACAGACGGUACCUGAGAGCCCAGAUGCCAGUAACAGUGAUGUAUCGUACCAGCAGAAAAUAGCUGAGUUGACAGAAAUUCUGCAGGCUAGAGAAAGCAAGAUGGUCCAAAUGAGUAAAGAUAGCAAUGACCUCAUGGAAACCAACAAUAUCUUACGCAAUCAAAUUAAGCAGCUGGAAGAACUUCGAGGAGCGGAAACGGAGGAUGUAAACAAUGUAACAUCAGAGUUCACCAAAAGGCUGUCUGAGGCGGAGCAGAAGAUCAACCAAGUAAUACGGGAGAAAGAAAGCAUUAAGAAACAACUACAGGACACGCAGGAGGAGUCGACAAAGAAAACCAAUGAGAAAUCUCAACAGAUUCAGGAGAAGGACCAGCAAAUUUCAGAACUGAUGCAAGAAGGAGAGAAGCUUUCCAAACAGCAAUUGCAGAGUAACAACAUCAUUAAGAAGCUAAGAGCCAAAGAGAAGGAAAAUGAUUCCCUUAUUUCAUCACAGAAGAAGAAGCUGGAAGAACAAAAGACUGAGUUGGAACACCUGCGCAAGGUGUGUGACGUAAAGGACGAUUUGGAGAAGAAACAGACAGAUGCCAUUAAUCAGCUGAAUGCAGCUGUACAGAAGCAAGAAAGAGAAAAAUCAAAACUUAAGAGUGACCUAGAAGAUGCACAGGAGAGAGUGCGGGGUUUACAGACAGCGCUGGACAACUCUUACAAGGAAAUAGUAGAGUUACACCGCUCAAACGCAGCACAAGACAGCAAGGCAGCUGAGACAGCGCUCAGUCUUGAGAUGCAGGUCAGAGAGGAACUCAAAUCUCAGCUCGAGCAGGAAUGCAAGAGCAACAUACAGGAGAAAGCAGGACUCAUCAAUCAGAUAGAGGACCUGAGAAUGACUGUCUCUAGGAUGGAAAAAGAACACAACAGACGAGAGGACAUGCUUCGUCAGGAAAUCUCAGACCUACAAAGGCAUUUACAGGAAGAUGAAGCUAGAAACCAGGACCUAACACAGAAUGUGACAUCAGCUACCCGCCCACUACUGCGACAGAUUGAAAGUCUUCAGUCGACCUAUGCAGCUCAGGCACUCUCAUGGGAAAAACUGGAAAAAAAUCUCUCUGACAGGCUAAUUGAAAAUCAGACCCAGUUAGCCACCAUGACGGAGAGAGAAAGAUCGGCAAAUGAAAAAGUGAUGGAGCUCUCUGCUGAAACGGCCUCUCUGGAGUCCCAGAACAGCGGGCUACGGCGGGAUAAAGCCCAUCAGACGGCGCAGGUAGAGAUGUUAAAGACCAAAGUACAGGUGUUGGAGGAUGCAAAACACAGUGAGACAGCCCAGAUAGAGGCCAUCAAACAGCAGAUGUCGCAGGAAAUCUCAGAUCUCAAAAAAGAAAAGGUGUUCCUGGAAACUCAGCUAGACAUGGAAAAGAACAAAGUAGAGCAAGAAAGGAAGAAACUGUUGCUGGCUCAGGAACAGAUCUCACAGAUAGAGAAGGAUUUACAGCGUCCCCAGUCCCGUGGCUCGGCGUCACCAUUGUCGGUGUCCAGAGCGGACAGCGUGGUCGGGGAUCAGAGUUCUAUGGUUAUAUCACUUACACAGGAUGAUUUGGACAGAAGCUUUGGGAUAUCUCCUGUGUCCAGUAGAUCAACCUUAUACGAGAGUAUUCGACAAGGGGGUGGGGCUGCAAAUUUGAUUGACAACCUCCAGUGGCAGCUGAAACAGAGAGAUGGUGAAGUCCUACAGCUAAGGAGUGAUAUUCAACAACUGGAAAGAACAAGGGAGUCCAUGGCACGAGAACUAGUCAAUUUGACCAAUCAGAAUGAAGAAAUUCAAGAGAAAAUUGAGGAGUUACCACAACUUAAAAACCAAUAUGAGGAGCUGAACCAAAGGUAUGAUGCUCUGUUGCAAAUGUACGGAGAGAAGGUAGAAGAGGCGGACGAGCUCCGACUGGACCUCCAGGACGUCAAGGAAAUGUACAAGUUACAGAUUGAUCACCUUCUUGCAAAGUAAUGGAAACAGAGUAUAUGACAAUGUGCAAUACUGUGAUAUUGAUUCAGCUCAGAAAGUACACUGUGAUUCAUAGGGGUGCUUAGACCAGAGGGGACCUAAAUAGAUGGAAAGCGAAACCAGUGGGCACCCAAUCAGUGGCACCAUUCUAGAAGAAUCUACUGUCUAUUUAAAAAUCAUCCAAGGAAAUUAGGAAUUUUGCAAGGACAACCUUAAGAUUAUUUUGUAUUGUGAAAUAUAUUAUACGUAUAUGUCAUACACUUACUGUAAUUUCUUACUCUCUACCAUCGGCUCAUACAGUGUGAGAGAGUAACCGACAACUCUGCAUGGAGAUUGGUAAUUUCUAGGAGGAUCAACUAGUGUAAAUUUUUCUACAGUGUUCAUGAAAUUAUUCUUUGAGAAGUCUUGUAAAUUUUAAGGGUGAAGACAAUAAGAUUUUCUUUAUAUAUAUAUAUAUUGACAGAGAUAUCGAUCAUAAAUUCCAAGUUUUGAAUGAAAUGUGUGCGUCUCAAGCAGUUUACAGAACUCUGUAAAUGAACAUUCACAGUAGAAGUAGAUAGCUUUCAGUGGAACUGAAGUGGGAUAAAUCUUUUGUUAUUGAACAUGUAUCCUUGUGAACGGGAGUGAUACGCAGGGCUUUCAUAGUGUGGUAGGUGACUGGAUUAGAAUAAUUUGGUAUUCAGGACGCUGCAGAUUGCGUAAAGAACGUAAUACGUAUCUGUGAAAACAGAGCGACUGCUUAUGGGAGUGGGGAGGAAUAAGUCGGUCACAAAACUGUAUUUAUUGAUUUUUAUAGAAUACAUGUACAAUGGUUACUGAGGACUAGUAUGUAAUGAACUUGUAUGGUCUGAUUCCUUGCCUUAAAGGUGUGCAUGCUUCCAAUCUAGUGUUUGUACGGGGACAAAUGUAUUUCCUAGAUGUUUAUACAUGUAACGGUCAAUUAUCAAUGAUGCCAUGUACUAAGAAUAUUCUUCGUUUUUCCUGCAAAUCUAUUGUAAUUUUUCUUAAACCAAAUCAAGAUCCAAAUACAUGGACUGCACUGACUUCAUUUGCUGUGCAUGUGUCCAUUUUGAGUUGGUUUGGGAAUCUGAUUUAUGGAAUGCCAUUUGUUUUCAUGUCUGUAUUUUCCAAGUUCUUGUUAAUAUUUUCUGUUCGGUAAUUGUUUAUGAUUGCCAGCCAAAUAAACUCUACAAGAGGCAAACAAA
Molecule: messenger RNA, 6025 nt
Organism: Ostrea edulis (European flat oyster)
Lineage: Eukaryota; Metazoa; Mollusca; Bivalvia; Ostreida; Ostreidae
Product: TATA element modulatory factor-like
Exons: 25
Coding region: 594-4823 (1409 amino acids)
Cellular component (GO): Golgi apparatus; endoplasmic reticulum
Source: RefSeq, a predicted model, not a curated record